AUGAUUAAUCCACAGAUUAACAUCUAUGAUACACUCCUUAAUGGUAUUCAACCGGAACAUGCUAACGAUAUUAGACUUGUAAUGUAUAAGUUCAUAAUAAACGAAUUCUCAUAUGACAAAGCAAUAGCCGAAUUGAGAAGAUAUUCUUCGUCGACCGAUCCAAUUGAUAAACUUCAAAAGUUAAUGUGUGUUUCGGAACACCCUUUACCAAGUAAAAGAUAUCCAUCACAGAAUUAUAUGGAAAAGAAAAUGAAUUCAUGGUCACAAGCUGAAGACCAAAGGUUACUGGCUGCAAUACAUCGUUUUGGUCCAAAAGAUUGGACACAGAUUUCUUUAUUUGUUGGGAAAAAUAGAAAUAGAAAUCAAUGCUCCCAAAGAUGGCUGCGUUCACUUAACCCACUUAUAAAUAAAACAUCUUGGAGUCAAGAUGAAGAUCUUCAACUUCUUGAUUCUGUCAGUAAAUAUGGACUCAGAUCAUGGACAAAAGUUUCUUUAGAGAUGGAAGGACGUACUGAUGUUCAAUGUAGAUAUAGAUAUCAGAUCCUUAUGCGAAAAAAUCAAGGAAAUAUAGCAAAAUAUAAACAAAAUUUAGAGCAGCAUUUGCAAAGUCAGCAGGGUCAAUCUAAUAAAGAUGAUAAUCCGAAGGAAAUACAAAUAAUAGAUGAUAAUAAUAUCAAUGAUGAUAGGCAAAUCAAAAUUGAUGAUUCACGAAUAGAUAAUUUAAUGGAUAUGAUUAAAGAGAUGGUUUCAGAUCCCUCAUCAGUAUUUAAUUUUGUUGAUUAG
Molecule: messenger RNA, 783 nt
Organism: Trichomonas vaginalis G3
Lineage: Eukaryota; Parabasalia; Trichomonadida; Trichomonadidae
Product: RNA polymerase II transcription regulator recruiting protein
Exons: 1
Coding region: 1-783 (260 amino acids)
Source: RefSeq, a predicted model, not a curated record